CGGGGACUGAAGGAACUAAAAGGAGGGGGCGCUCUGGCACUCCCAGACUCUGUGGUCGCUGUCUCCCGCCGUCGAUGGUGGGCGGCGCGUGGAGAUCCGCUCUGCCCGCCCCUGUCGCUGGUAUCGGAGGUCCCGGAAGCGUAGCCGGGGCUGUUGGCGAUGAUGGCGGAGAGUCCGGCUGCUGAGGAGGCGGCUGCGGCCGCGGUGCUGGCGGCGCCGACGAGCGGGGGGCCGGGAGCUGGGACGGGCGGCGGCGGCCCGGGCGUCUUCCUGCCGGCCGAGCUUUGGGCAGUGGCGGGACUAGGCUCUGCUGGAGGCGGAUCCGGAGCGGGAGCUGUAAUAGGGUCUGGAGGGACCUCGGUCCCUGGGAUCCCCCCUUCCGCUGCUGCAGCCGCCGCUGCCGGAGUGCUCCUCUCGCACUCGGCCUUCUGGGAUCCCACGACGAGCGGCGACUGGGACGGAGAGAGGCCGAGCCCGGCUUGCUUGCUCCGCAUCAAACGAGAUAUCAUGUCCAUCUAUAAGGAACCACCUCCUGGAAUGUUUGUCGUGCCUGACCCCCAUGAUAUGACCAAGAUUCAUGCGUUGAUCACAGGCCCAUUUGACACGCCUUACGAAGGGGGUUUCUUCUUGUUCCUGUUUCGCUGUCCUCCAGAUUAUCCCAUCCAUCCGCCGCGGGUCAAACUGAUGACAACCGGAAAUAACACAGUGAGGUUUAACCCUAACUUCUACCGCAAUGGGAAGGUCUGCCUCAGUAUUCUAGGUACAUGGACUGGUCCAGCCUGGAGUCCUGCGCAGAGCAUUUCUUCAGUCCUUAUAUCUAUACAGUCCCUAAUGACCGAGAACCCCUAUCACAAUGAACCUGGCUUUGAGCAGGAAAGGCAUCCAGGAGACAGUAAAAAUUACAAUGAGUGUAUUCGGCAUGAAACUAUCAGGGUUGCUGUGUGUGACAUGCUAGAAGGAAAAUGCCCCUGUCCAGACCCUUUACGGGGUGUUAUGGAGAAGUCCUUCAUGGAGUAUUAUGAUUUCUACGAAGGGGUAUGCAAAGAGAGGCUCCAUCUCCAAGGACAGACGAUGCAGGAUCCUUUUGGCGAGAAGCGAGGACACUUUGACUAUCAGUCCCUUCUAGUGCGUUUGCAAGGAAUCCGUCUGAAAGUGCAGGAGAAACACCAGCAGGAGAACCCAGACAUAGACUCAGAAAGCAGCUCCUCUGAAACAGAGACAGACACUCAAGGGAGCAUGAAGGCUUAGAUGUUUCCCACCUGAUCACUUGGGAACCCAAGACAUAGGGUGGGAUCUUCUGACUCCAGGCACUGUGGAGGACCCUGGAGAGACCCAAGAACCGGUCUGGUUCCAGAGUGGAGAGAACACGAGUGGAGAAGAAUCCAUUUAUUGUCCUCCUUCAGUGCUCUGGUACAUGCUGUUAAACAAAAGAGGAUUUGAUGCUAAAACUGAACCGAGCUUGUGACCGGUUAUCUUUAGAAAAUGGCCCUUUCUCUGCUGGAGACCUAUGAGCAAAUGACAUAUAAAGGCAAGUCUGGAAGAACCUACAAUGGGUAGGUUUCUGUCCUCUCAAUUUCUAAAAGAGCAUGAGGUAGAGCAUGACUCCUCGUUCAAUCAUCUUUGUUUCAAAACAUACUGUGUAUAUCCUGGGCACCUCCCUUCCAGCCUGGCCUCCACAACAUGAUGGACUCUCCAACAACCAAGUCUGUUAAAGCACUUUUGACAGUUUAAAUAAAAAGUCCCAUCUUCAUCUUUGCUUCAUUGUGGCUUCCCAGUUGGGUUGGUAUUGCCUGUCCUAGACAGACCAAAGAGGAGGAACUUUUGCUGGAACUGGGCUUUGUGGUGAUUUAAAAGCAAAACGGCAAUUCUCAAAGCUUUACUCCAUUUUAGAACUCCUUCCCCCUCCCCCCCCCCAUUCAGGCAGAAAAGGAGUAAAAGACAAACCAGAAGAGAUCCUAAAUUUCAAAUGUUUUGACUUUGUGAGCAACCUAGGCAUUAGCCUUCAAAAGGCAAACGUUUCAUAUCCAGCAUUGUUUUUGAUGGUCUGAGGAAGGAGGAGUUAUUCUCGCAGUACAUUCCCUGCAAGUUGCAUGUGCAUUUUUGGAAGGUUCAGUAUUGUAAUUUAGGGAAGGCCGUGGAAGAUGGGCCAUUCUGCACAAAUGUUGAUUGCGUGUCCAGAAGAAAAUCGCAGUGCAAAAAAAGAAGGGGGGGGGGAAGGCAAUGCUUAUCUGAAGCUUUCAUGCAGCAGCUGGCUUUCUUGUUCACAGCCACUCUGACUUUCAGCUUUUUGGAGUAGCAUUAGUUCAGUGAUGAAUAUCCAAAAGGAUACAACUAAUGGAAGAAAUGUAGUAAACCUCAGUCCAAGUUGGACGGUAAGCCUGGGCUCUAUUAUAGGACUGUGUCUUGUAUUUGUCAAGAGUCUCUAUUGAAACUAGAGCAAAGUUGCACAUGUAUGAGUCUGACAAAUUUGCCAUAAAUCCCUACCUUGUGAUGUAGACCGAGAAGGCGGCAGCUUGAAGCAUAUGCUUUUUGAGGUUCAAAUUGUAGAGCAUAUCUCUGGCCAUUCUCCCAGCUGGGAAACCUUUUUUUUCUGUUUGGAAAGUUCAAACUGUUUCUAGGUAGAAAGGUUCAGAAGCCUUGUGAGUAUUCUUCUUUUGCUUUACGACUUUUCAAAACUGGAAAAAUGCUCCUGAGCUACAGAAGUGCAUCCUGAUCCAAAACUUGGAGGUGGGGGAACUUUUGGCAGGCAAAUGCGCCAUAGUGAGCAGACGAGCAGGAAGAGCUGCAUUCAGCCAAACCAAUAACAGAUGGAGGAACCAUGAAGGUAGCCUGCCUUCCUGCCUGCGGAAGCUCAUAUGUAAUAGUAGCCAGAGUUUAUCUGCAGGCACAGCCCCAGGCAUGCAAUCUUCCAGGUAGUCCUGCACAUUUCUGACUUGUGGAGGGGAAUGUGCUUCUGCCUAAAACUAACUAGGAACUUUCCAGUUCGCAAAAUGUAAUUCACAUAUCUGUGUUUGCAAAUGGAAUGGAAUAAUCUGUUUCUUUCUUCCCCCUCCCCGCAAAGGAGAAAAGAACCUCCAAGAGUUAUGAAUAGCUAGUGGAAUCAAAAGCUUUGUAAUGCAAGUUUGUAUUUAGUUGCCUUAUGGUGGGACCUCAUAAGGUGGGGCAAAUCUAUCAUGUUCAGUUUAAUCUCAUUGGGUGCAAUCCAGCAAAAAGCAGAUGCGCUUAACCUCCAUUGAUAUCAAAGGGACUUGAGUGCAGUUAACUUUUUAAGUCCCACUGAAUUAUAGGACUUAGCUAGGCCUUAUGUUCUUUGGACUCUGCUAAUUGUAUACAUUUGGCUUUCCCCAUUCUGCAGUCACCACGACAAGAAGUGCUGCCAAGUCAGAGCACCUGUGAUUUCAUGAGAUCUUAGUUCCAGAUGCAUGUUGGCUGUUGAACCAUUGCAUACAUUUCUUUAAAAAAAAAACAUGAAAAUGCCUUAUGUGAUUAUUUCUCACGUGGCUUGCAUGUGGAUGUAAGAAAACAAAAUGAAAAGGAAUAUGGUUUUCUAGCUGCCUAUAGUCAUCUGUUUGGUGAAUGUUUCCAUUUCAAAAGUGACAAUCCUAGAUGACUGAUCUAGACAAAUGUUUAGUGAGAGAAUUUUAGGCCUAACAAGCUAAACACACACUCAAAUGCACAAGGGUCUUAAAAUAAGGAAUCCUUGAUUAUAUACUAUUGUACAUAAAUAUUGUACAUUUUUUUGUGCAAUAAAGUUUGUUUUGGCAGGA
Molecule: messenger RNA, 3767 nt
Organism: Rhineura floridana
Lineage: Eukaryota; Metazoa; Chordata; Lepidosauria; Squamata; Rhineuridae
Gene: UBE2Z
Product: ubiquitin conjugating enzyme E2 Z
Exons: 7
Coding region: 160-1248 (362 amino acids)
Biological process (GO): negative regulation of apoptotic process
Cellular component (GO): nucleus
Molecular function (GO): cysteine-type endopeptidase inhibitor activity; ubiquitin conjugating enzyme activity
Source: RefSeq, a predicted model, not a curated record